AUGCAAAGUUACGGUUCAUCACAGAAGGCUGUCAUCAAGAAUGCUGAUAUGAGUGAAGAGAUGCAGCAAAAGGCGGUUGAUUGCGCUCAAGAUGCUAUGGAAAAAUUUAACAUUGAGAAAGACAUCGCUGCGCACAUCAAGAAGGAAUUUGACAGACUGUUUAAUCCAACAUGGCACUGCAUUGUGGGCCGCAACUUUGGCAGCUAUGUGACUCACGAGACGAAACACUUUAUCUACUUCUACAUGGGUCAGGUUGCCAUUCUCCUCUUUAAGUCUGGCUAG
Molecule: messenger RNA, 282 nt
Organism: Echinococcus granulosus
Lineage: Eukaryota; Metazoa; Platyhelminthes; Cestoda; Cyclophyllidea; Taeniidae
Product: Dynein light chain 2, cytoplasmic
Exons: 2
Coding region: 1-282 (93 amino acids)
Biological process (GO): microtubule-based process
Cellular component (GO): dynein complex
Molecular function (GO): dynein intermediate chain binding; dynein light intermediate chain binding
Source: RefSeq, a predicted model, not a curated record